GCCAGGGUUUUGCUUAGAGACCUGGGAGGUUCUGCCCUCAUGUAAUGUACUGUAAGCGCCUGUAAAGAAAGUAACCAAUGGCGGAAACGAAAGUGGACUGUUCUCCUAAGAGAGCGCGUUUCUUCUGCACCGCAGGUCGGGGCUUGGAGCGAUUCGUGACUGAGGAGGUGACACGAAAAGCUUCCGCUGUAGAUGUUGAAUCAAUGUCUGGGAAGGUUUUUUUCACAGCAGAACCAGACAUGUACAGAUUGAGACAAAUUAAAUCUGGAGAAAGAUUAUUUUUGUUGCUGCGUAAAGAACCACCUCUGUCUCUUCCUAAGGGUAAAGGAAAUGCAUUAUCCAUGUUAAGGGAAACUAUGGUUGGAGAAAGUAAGGUGUGGAUCAGUGCUUUGGACUUAUGGCAAAAUCUCCAGGAACCAGUACGGCACAUGAAUGAUGUACAAAAUGAUCAAAUAAAAGCAUCAAAGAGGAAGUUGGAAAAUGAUUCAGCACUGUACACAUCAAAACUUUGCAAGAAAGAACAUGGUGCUGGUGAGGUCUGCAUACUUGAUGAACACACAAGCGACACAUUUUUGACCCAGUCAGAAAACCAGUGUUUUUUUAACGAUGAACAAACUAAUAAUAUCCCCCCAAAAACACUGUUUUCUGCUAAAAGUAUGUUUACUUUUCGAGUUUCAUGCCGAUGUACUGGAGCAAUUGCAAAAUUAUUUACUGCACAGGAGCUGGGGCGUGUUAUUGGAAAAGCUCUUGUAAGACAGUUUGGUUGGAAACCUGAUUUGCGGAAGCCAAUUUUAGAGGUAUUUGUGCAUCUCAAUGACCUUUAUUCAGUGGUGGGAUUUCCAAUAAUGAGGCAGCCUUUGGCAAAUAGAGCAUAUAUUCAGAGUACAGGUCUGCGAUCUACAACUGCAUGGGCCAUGGUGACACUUGCUGAAAUCAGUGCCAAAACUGUUGUCCUUGAUCCUAUGUGUGGUGUUGGAACAAUAUUGUUGGAAGCUGCAAAGGAGUGGCCUCAUGUACACUUCCUGGGAAUGGAUAUAAAUGCCUCACAGUUGAAAAAUGCAGUUGAUAAUGUGAAGGCAGCUGGUGUUGAAGGCUCAGUAGAGUUUCUGAAAGGAUCGGUUUUAGAUCUACCAAUAUUGUCUGAAAGUAUCGAUGUGGUAAUUUCUGAUAUCCCAUUUGGAAAAAAGUUUGCAUCCUCUAAAAACAUGAAAGAGCUGCUUCCCGAAAUCCUUUGUGAAAUGGAGAGAGUUGUCCGCAUUGGAGGGAUUAUUGUGCUACUCCUCAGCCAAAGCCUUCAUCAUCACCUGAAAGCACACUUUCAGUUCAAAGAUGUUAAAAAUGGAAGUACUGCCAGAACGGAGAAUGAUUUGCUUCAAAAAGAUAAGAAUGAAAUGGCAUCAAAUAAAAAAGAUAUUGUUAUGAAAACAGAUUACUUUGAGUCUUUGGUUCCUAUAGAGGCCCAUCCAGUGAGCCUCGGAGUGACGGAAGCAAUAAUAUUUAAAUGCAAAAAGCUAUCAAACCCAUGACUUUCUAAUCUGUUCAAAUGACCUGGAAUAAAUGUAUUAUGCUUUUAGUCAAAUAUGCUAUUUAUCCAUUGCCAACAAAAUUCUACAGUUAGUGACUGUCCGUGUGUGCCAUUUUCAUUGUAGUCAUAUCUCAUUGGUGGACUUUACAUUUAUUUGAACAACACAGGCUGGUGGAUUAAUACAUGAUCAUGAAAUGUCUUCAUUUUAGUGGCUGGUGCUUUGGAAACUCAAAAUACAAUUAUUUGUAGGUCACCAUAUUCCCAAGCUUGGGAACUCACGUGAAGUGUUGUACCUCCAAAUGCAUUACAUUCCUUGAAACAAAUAGGGACUAUAUGUAAAUUUGUUCAUUCUUUUUGCUCUU
This is a messenger RNA of Pelobates fuscus (common spadefoot toad), 1887 nucleotides long. RefSeq names its product THUMP domain containing 2 (gene THUMPD2). Bases 78 to 1526 code for a protein of 482 amino acids. Gene Ontology annotation, molecular function: RNA binding; tRNA (guanine) methyltransferase activity. Gene Ontology annotation, biological process: tRNA methylation. The record is from RefSeq and is a predicted model, not a curated record. The transcript is spliced from 10 exons. Lineage: Eukaryota; Metazoa; Chordata; Amphibia; Anura; Pelobatidae.